Molecule: messenger RNA, 2063 nt
Organism: Ceratina calcarata
Lineage: Eukaryota; Metazoa; Arthropoda; Insecta; Hymenoptera; Apidae
Gene: Elp3
Product: elongator complex protein 3
Exons: 9
Coding region: 386-2041 (551 amino acids)
Biological process (GO): tRNA wobble base 5-methoxycarbonylmethyl-2-thiouridinylation
Cellular component (GO): elongator holoenzyme complex; cytoplasm; nucleus
Molecular function (GO): acyltransferase activity, transferring groups other than amino-acyl groups; iron-sulfur cluster binding
Source: RefSeq, a predicted model, not a curated record
UACCUAAUUCAAUCAGCCAGCCUCCCAGCAUCCCUCUAUCGGGCUUUCCGCUUCUCGCCUAUAUUCUGCAGAUUAUUGCUUUCUAAAUUUGUAUACAGAUGUGAAAAAAAGAAUAUUAUUGAAGUGAGCGAAGUUUCAUCUCCGUGUGAAGAGUACCUUGCAGUCAGCUGUGACUGGACUGUGACGUCUGUGACCAACUGUGGCUGUAGCUGUGCACAAGUAUUUAAUUGGCAUCAUGGCUGAUGGUCAACGUUAGCCAACGCAAGCACAUGUAGUACUUGUAGUAUACGUAGGUUAAAUUGCUUCUUAAUAUUGACAAGUGUUUAUACAUUACAAAAGAAGAUAUUGCUAGAAACAUCGAUAACUUUUAUAUAAAAAUAUUAAGAUGACUAAAAAAAAAAGAGAAUUCGAGCAGAGUAAAGAAGAACGUAUGGUCAUGACAAUAGGAGAAAUUAUACAAGAUCUGCUGAAAGCACAUAAUGAAAACAGAGAUGUUGAUUUGAAUAAGCUGAAAACACGAAUCUCUUCUAAAUAUGGGUUAGAAACUUCACCAAGAUUGGUUGAUAUUAUAGCAGCUGUGCCUGUCGAGGCUAGAAAUAUAUUGAUACCAAAAUUAAAAGCGAAACCCAUUAGGACAGCCAGUGGUAUAGCUGUUGUUGCAGUAAUGUGCAAACCUCACAGGUGUCCUCAUAUCAAUAUGACAGGAAAUAUCUGUGUAUAUUGUCCUGGUGGACCUGACUCUGAUUUCGAGUAUUCGACACAAUCUUACACCGGUUACGAGCCCACAUCUAUGAGGGCCAUUCGAGCUAGAUAUAAUCCAUUCUUACAAACAAGACAUCGUGUGGAACAGUUGAAACAAUUAGGACAUAAUGUGGACAAAAUUGAAUUUAUUGUUAUGGGAGGCACAUUCAUGUCUCUGCCGGAAGAUUACAGAGACUAUUUCAUUCGAAACUUACACGACGCUCUGUCUGGCCAUGUGAGUAGUAACGUCGACGAGGCAGUAAAAUACUCCGAACGAAGUCGCACGAAAUGUAUCGGAAUUACUAUUGAGACACGACCCGACUAUUGCCUUAAGAAACAUUUGUCUGACAUGCUGCGUUACGGGUGUACUCGAUUAGAAAUUGGAGUGCAGUCUGUUUACGAAGAUGUAGCGCGAGAUACUAACAGGGGACACACUGUCCGCGCAGUUUGCGAGAGUUUUCAAUUGUCGAAAGAUACUGGCUUUAAAGUGAUAGCGCACAUGAUGCCGGAUUUACCAAACGUGGAUAUCGAAAGAGAUGUUAAUCAGUUCAUUGAAUUCUUUGAAAAUCCUGCUUUUAGGGCAGACGGUUUGAAAAUUUAUCCAACUCUAGUUAUACGCGGUACAGGCCUCUAUGAGUUAUGGAAAACAGGAAGGUAUACGAGUUAUCAACCGAGCGUUUUGGUGGACCUUAUAGCUCGUAUCUUGGCUCUUAUACCACCUUGGACUCGUGUAUAUCGUGUACAAAGAGAUAUACCUAUGCCUUUAGUUAGUUCGGGAGUGGAACGCGGAAAUCUUCGUGAACUGGCAUUGGCAAGAAUGAAGGAUUUGAGAAUCGAUUGCCGCGAUGUUCGAACGCGAGAAGUAGGCAUCCAAGAAAUUCAUCAUAAAGUAAAGCCGUAUGAAGUAGAACUUGUACGUCGCGAUUACGUUGCCAAUGGUGGAUGGGAAACAUUCUUAGCCUAUGAAGAUCCUAUGCAAGAUAUCUUAGUCGGUUUAUUAAGGCUGAGGAAAUGCUCUAGUGAAACGUUUAGGUCAGAACUUAAAGACAAAUGCUCCAUAGUAAGAGAACUUCAUGUUUACGGGAGUGUCGUUCCUGUAAAUGCUCGUGAUCCCACAAAGUUUCAACACCAAGGUUUUGGAAUGUUACUAAUGGAGGAAGCAGAAAGGAUAGCGAGAGAAGAGCAUGGUUCUCAUAAGAUUUCUGUCAUAUCAGGAGUUGGAACGAGGAAUUACUACAGAAAGAUGGGAUAUGAACUCGACGGUCCUUACAUGUCAAAAAUGCUUGUAACUUGUAAAUAAAUAAAGAAGACAAAUAUACCUA